Messenger RNA from Osmia bicornis bicornis, 1626 nucleotides. RefSeq names its product formin-like protein 5. Gene Ontology annotation, molecular function: actin filament binding. NCBI's taxonomy places the organism in Eukaryota, Metazoa, Arthropoda, Insecta, Hymenoptera, Megachilidae. The record is from RefSeq and is a predicted model, not a curated record. The transcript is spliced from 5 exons. Gene Ontology annotation, cellular component: cytoskeleton; cytoplasm. Gene Ontology annotation, biological process: cortical actin cytoskeleton organization; actin filament network formation. The coding region runs from base 1 to 1626 and encodes 541 amino acids.
AUGAAGUUUUUUACGUUUUUACAUGGUGUCUCUGCCAAAGAUCGAUGGGAUUCGGAGAAGGAAACGUUGAAACGCGAGCUAGAACGUCUUCGGGAACUCGCCAAGUAUGCGGAGAAAACGACGCAAGGUAAAUCUACGCAGACCUCUCCAACGGCCGAGUAUCCGGAAGGAAGUUUCGUGAAGUUUUCGAAGUUAAAUUAUUCCAAGGCGGCUACUUCGCCUUUGGGCAGUCCGGUGGUUCACAAUGAAGCUCCUCAAGAACAACCCAUAGCCGCGGGUUCUUCGACGUCGACCGGAAGUAGUUCGCAAGACGCGAAGAGUUCGGAGAGCGAGGUGCCACAGGCUCGAACCGCACGACUAUCAUCGUCAUCCUCACCCCCAGUUUUAUCACCACCGGCGCAAAUUUCAUCCUCCAGCACAUUCUCAAGCACACCUCCACCACCGCCACCACCACCACCACCUCCGCCGUCUCCUUUCUUAGACCACCGUUCGCUCAAUAAUUCAACUUCUUCUCUGUCUCCUUCGUUUUCGAUACCACCACCGCCGCCAUUGCCCGCCUGUUCAACGUCCGCGCAGUCUAUUCCUUCGCAACGAACUACCACUUCGCUGCCAACGAUACCACCGCCUCCGCCUCCUCCACCUCCACCACCGCCACCUUUGCAACCAAUGACUGGAGAAGUGCACAGAGAAACCCCUGCACCUCCGCCACCGCCGCCGCCACCGCCAUCCCCUACACCAUCCAUCGGUAAAUUAAUAGCAUCCAUACCACCUCCUCCGCCUCCGCCGCAACCUCAGAUACCGGUAUUCAGUUCGGUACCACCGCCGCCACCGCCUCCUCCUCCAGCACCUCCGUCGCAACUGUCGUCGCAGUCUUCCUUCGGACUGCACAGCGGUCCACCGAUUCCACCACCGCCUCCUCCACCUCCGCCACCGUCGAUAGGAACGAUAUCCGGAGGAUCAUCCGCUCCGCCUCCUCCGCCACCACCUCGGACACCUUUCGGCGGAGUACCUCCACCAACACCUCCGCCACCUGGAAGCAUACCUGCUGCACCACCGCCUCCUCCUCUCAUUGGAAUACCUGGAGCACCACCUCCGCCUCCGCCUCCGGCAGGAACCGUACCGACAGGACCUUGUCCUUUACCUAUACCUCCGGUUGGAGGUUGGAACCCUGCAAGCAGAGCGUGUAUGAGAAAAGAACCUCUAUGUCCCGAGGUACCUAUGAAACCGCUCUAUUGGACGAGGAUCCUGGUACCAGUGGUGCCCACGGAACGUGGCUCCAUCGACGCUGUGGAUUCUGCCGCUCAGGGUCCACUAUGGGCGGAACUAGAGGAAGAGACAAAUCUGGACAUGAAAGAGUUCACCGGUCUGUUCUCCCGCCAAGUGACCGACAGAAAACCAGUAAAAAAGGUGGACGUCGCUUCGAAACCGUCUAAAGUGCAACCAGCGAAAAUCCUCGACUCGAAGCGAUCUACAACCGUGGGGAUACUAGAGAAGAGUUUGCACGUGGACUUUUGCGAGGUGGAGAACGCAGUUUAUAAUCUAGACACGAGUGUAGUUAGCUUGGAAGCGCUGCAACAAAUAUACGAAAUUGAAAUAGCGAGUGUGCAAGUCGCCCUUUCGCCCUAA